CAGUCUCUUCACAGUACCAACCCACAUCACCAUGGCUCGUAUCAUCCUUCUGUUAGCGGUAACUCUGUUCGCUGCAGUGUCCGGUCUAUCAACCGGAUUCCAUCCGCUGCGUCCCUGGUGGAAUAGCCGCACUUCCGGCGGUCGUGUCGUCGGCGGUUAUGAAGUGGACGUCAAAGACAUACCCUUCCAAGUGUCUCUCCAGAACACCUACGGUCACUUCUGCGGUGGAUCAAUCAUUUCGGAACGUUGGGUGUUGACCGCUGGUCACUGUGCCAGCCCUAGAGACCAUGGCUUGAAGGUGCGUGUCGGUUCCAGCCAGCAUGCCUCCGGUGGACAGCUGUACAAAGUUGCAAAGAUUCACCAACAUCCGCAGUACAACCCAUCCACCAUUGACUACGAUUUUUGUUUGUUGGAGCUGGAAAAGGCGAUCACUUUUUCCGAAGUUUCUCAAUCCGUUGAUCUACCGAAACUGAACGAUCCAGUCCAGGAUGGUACUUUGCUGCAGGUUUCGGGCUGGGGAUAUACUCAAAACCCUUCGGAAUCUCGGGAUGUUCUGCGGGCUACCAACGUUCCGGCCGUGUCGCAGAAAGAAUGCAGCCGUGCUUACCAGGGUACAAAUGCCGUUACCGAUCGAAUGGUAUGUGCCGGUUACAAGGAAGGCGGCAAGGACUCUUGCCAGGGUGAUUCCGGUGGUCCAUUGGUCGAAGGCAAUACCCUGGUCGGAGUUGUUUCCUGGGGUGUUGGAUGUGCUCAGGCCGGAUACCCAGGUGUGUACUCCCGGGUGGCUGCUGUUCGCGAUUGGGUGGCCGAAGUCAGUGGAGUUUAGGAACAUUGCAUAAACCUGAGACAUGUAAACGGUUUGGGAAAAUUUUAUUAAAUAAAAAUAAAUGAAAUUUUAAUUCCAA
Messenger RNA from Aedes aegypti (yellow fever mosquito), 905 nucleotides. RefSeq names its product trypsin 5G1-like. Gene Ontology annotation, biological process: proteolysis. NCBI's taxonomy places the organism in Eukaryota, Metazoa, Arthropoda, Insecta, Diptera, Culicidae. Gene Ontology annotation, molecular function: serine-type endopeptidase activity. Bases 32 to 826 code for a protein of 264 amino acids. The transcript has a single exon. The record is from RefSeq and is a predicted model, not a curated record.